Messenger RNA from Meriones unguiculatus (Mongolian gerbil), 7233 nucleotides. RefSeq names its product synaptopodin 2 (gene Synpo2). Gene Ontology annotation, molecular function: actin binding. The transcript is spliced from 5 exons. Gene Ontology annotation, cellular component: actin cytoskeleton; Z disc; nucleus. NCBI's taxonomy places the organism in Eukaryota, Metazoa, Chordata, Mammalia, Rodentia, Muridae. The record is from RefSeq and is a predicted model, not a curated record. Bases 181 to 3969 code for a protein of 1262 amino acids. Gene Ontology annotation, biological process: positive regulation of actin filament bundle assembly.
GGAGGGCCGUGGGGAGGCUCGGCCUCCGCGCACUUUCCCCGCAGCUGGCCGCGGGGCAGCGCUGCGUCCUGCGCCCUUCGCCCUUCGCACCAGCUUAGCUUAAGGCGCAUCCUUCACGGCACCCGGCCUCGUCUGCCUGUCUUUCUCCCGCUCUUGAUGCUGCCCAGCUGAGAGGAGAAAAUGGGCACGGGAGAUUUUAUCUGCAUUUCCAUGACUGGAGGGGCGCCCUGGGGGUUCAGACUGCAAGGAGGCAAGGAGCAGAAGCAGCCCUUGCAAGUCGCAAAGAUUCGAAGCCAGAGCAAGGCAUCAGACUCUGGGCUGUGUGAGGGGGAUGAAGUGGUAUCUAUCAAUGGCAACCCCUGUGAAGACCUCACUUACCCUGAAGUCAUCAAGCUCAUGGAAAACAUAACAGACUCUCUCCACUUGCUCGUUAAAAGACCGUCUAGUGGAGCAAAUGAGGCUUUGGACUCUGAAACAGAAAGCAUAAACCACCAGCACCUUACACAUGAAGGGCCCAUGGAAAGUACCACCCUGCAGAUUCUUCCAGCCACAAAGACCCAGCACGAAGACUUCUUUCUUGUUCCAGUCCAGACUGGAGUUCCCCUACCUGAGGACCAAGGAAAUGAUUGGGCUUAUGCAGAACGUACAACCGGAGAAAAAGUUCCCCAGAUGCUUGAUUCCCAAGAAGGACACUUGGUAGAAGAGGUCAUCUUAAAGGAAAAGGCAGGCGCAGGCCAGCCAGGCUGUGUGGUUGAGCUACAACUGUCCCUCACGAAGGACAGACAGCAGCACACCAGUGGCCCCGCAGUGGCUCUCCAGGGAAAUGAAAAAUUCAAGUCUCCUGACCCAGACUGGGGCUCACUACCCGAGAGGGCUGUCCACAUAAACUCCAUCCCUGCUCCUGAGAAAGCAGACACUUCUCUGACGUCCAGCACAGCAGUCCGGACCUCCAGCAGCCGAGAGUUGAGAGUGAGCCAGGGAAGAGACGCAGGAGGCGCACGGCUGCCCCAGGUGGAAGUGAUUCUAGAUUGCUCUGACAGACAGAAGGCGGAAGAGUGCAGGCUGCAGGCAGGAAGGGGGUGUGUGGCUUCUCCCGUGGAAGGAGGGCGGUCAGAAGCACCUCCUUCUCUGGUCUCCUUUGCGGUCUCAUCAGAAGGCACAGAGCAGGGAGAAGAUCAACGCUCGGGAAAGGAUCACAGCAGACCACACAAACACAGAGCUCGACAUGCCCGGCUCAGGAGGAGUGAAAGUCUGUCUGAGAAGCAAGUGAAAGAAGCAAAGUCUAAAUGCAAAAGCAUCGCUCUCCUUCUGACGGAUGCUCCCAACCCAAACUCCAAGGGGGUGUUGAUGUUUAAGAAGCGCAGGCGGAGGGCCCGGAAGUACACCCUCGUCAGUUACGGUACCGGAGAGCUUGACCGAGAGGAGGAGGAGGAGGACCAGGAAGAAGGUGACAGGGACGAAGUAGGUGAAGUUGCCUUUCUUGGGACGAGCGAGUCGGAAGUGGAGGAAGAGCUACCGUCGGACGUCGACGACGGCGACGACGCACAGGUGGUGAACUUCGACUGGGAUUCCGGACUGGUGGACAUCGAGAAGAGACUCGAGAACAGAGGGGACAGGAUGGAGAUGCUGCCGGACACCACGGGCAAGGGGGCGCUCAUGUUUGCCAAGAGGAGGGAGAGGAUGGAGCAGUUCGCGGCCCAGAACGAAGAGGAGAAGACGACGACGACGACGACGACGAUGGCGGCGGGCGGGAUGGCAGGCGGAGGCCCGGCCGCGCCCCAGAUGGACGGCCUGAGGACCGUGACUACUUCUUACCGGAGGCGAGAGGAGGAAUCGGCGAGGAUGCAGAGCUCGGUGAGCGAGGGCGCCUUCCGGGUGGGCGUGCCGCAGCAGAACGGCCUCGGCGCGGCGCCCGAGGCCGCGGGGGCGCACAGGGUGGCCCCGACCAACCGCACCGCCAGGCCCUUCCUGGGAACCGCCAACCAGCCGGCCGCCCCCUUCUCCCCAGCGCGGGCCGCCACCAGCCCCGUCUCGGACUUGCCUGCGCCGCCGCCUUACUCUGCCGUCUCGCCCCCACCCGACGCCUUCUCCAGGGGGGUCUCCAGCCCGAGCGCGGGCCCAGCGCAGCCCCCGCCGUGGCCGCAGCCCGCCCCGUGGUCACCGCCAGCCUUCUACGACCCGUCCGAGCAGAUAGCUUCCCGCGACGAGAGGAUCGCGGUGCCGGCGAAGAGAACGGGAAUCCUGCAGGAGGCCAAAAGGCGGGGCACCACCAAACCCAUGUUUACCUUCAAAGAAACCAAAGUGAACCCCAACCCGGAACUCCUGUCGCUUCUUCAAAACGCGGAAGGCAAGCGAGGCACUGGAGCCGGAGGAGAUUCUGGACCGGAAGAAGACUACCUCAGUUUGGGUGCAGAGGCCUGUAACUUCAUGCAAAACUCUGCCAAGCAGAAGACCCCACCUCCCGUGGCUCCGAAGCCUGCGGUCAAGUCCUCCGCCUCGUCCCAGCCAGGAACCCCAGUUUCUCCAGUCUGGUCCCCGGGAGUGGCUCCAGCCCAGCGCCCUGCCUUUCCCACAUCAAACCCACCGAACCCACCGCAGGUGACUGCUGUGUCCUCCAUCAAAAUAGCCCAGCCUUCCUGCCCUCCUGCCCGGCCUGCGAGCGCCUUGAACCUGGCUGGUCCCUUCAAAGGGCCCCAAGCAGUAGUAGUCAGCCACACCUACACACCCAAGCCGUCAGCACCCACACCACUAGUAAAUGCUGCUCAUGCUGGUGCAGGGGGACCAUCCAACGAGCUUCCUGGAAUGAGUGGGAAAGGAGCCCAGCUCUUUGCUAAAAGGCAGUCCAGGAUGGAGAAGUACGUGGUGGAUUCUGACACAGUGCAAGCCCACACAGCGCGCGCCCAGUCUCCCACUCCAUCCCUGCCCGCCAGUUGGAAGUACUCCUCCAACGUCCGAGCACCCCCUCCUGUGGCCUACAAUCCUAUCCAUUCCCCCUCCUACCCACUGGCUGCGCUCAAGAAUCAGCCGCAGGCCGCCCAGGCCUCCAAAACGAGCAAGAAGAAGGGCAAGAAACCGCUUAACACUUUGGAUGUCAUGAAGCACCAACCGUAUCAGCUCAACGCGUCUUUGUUUACCUUUCAACCCCCUGAUUCAAAGGAUGGUCUCCCUCAAAAGUCAAUGGUCAAGGUCAGUUCGGCCCCGGCCGUGAAGCAAGCCCUUCCUCCCCGGCAGGUGGUGGUCGGCUCGCCCACAAAUGCACAGGCUUCCUCGGUGUACUCCGUCCCGGCCUACACCUCUCAGCCCUUCUUUGCGGAGGCCACCUCGCCAGUCAGCGCAUCCCCCGUGCCUGUGAGUGUUCCCAACUCUCCAAAACAAGAAUCGGCCUCCUCCUCGUCCUAUUUUGUGGCUCCAAGACCGAAGUUCUCAGCCAAGAAAAGCGGAGUCACAGUUCAGGAAAGCUGGCGCUCCCUUUCUCUCCCUGGGAGAUCAGCCCCACCCGUCAUUUCUGCAUCUCCGUGGCUGUGCCAGCCUGCUUGCGGUUACCCUGGCCAACCGACCCUCGGGCUGGAGAAAGCUCACAAGAGACCAACACCUUGGGAAGCAGCAACCAAGUCCCCUUUCGGUCUAGUGGAUGAAGCCUUCAGACCCAGGAGCAUCCAGGAAUCUAUUGUGGCAAAUGUAGUCUCCGCAGCUCGGAGGAAGGCGUUUCCAGGGUCCCAAGAGGACUGGAAAGAGAGGCUGUCCUUUGUCCCUCAAACUCAGAAGACAAACAUGAGCUAUUCUGAAAGGCAAGAGUACAGUGCUCCAUCCCCAGUCAACAGCCACGUGUCUACCCACGCCUUAUAUAGUUCCCAGUUGCCAUAUGUGUGUUAUAGGCAGGAGGCCAUGGAGACCAGGUCUGAAUACUGUCUUCCACUGGGUGAUUCCAACUAUAACCCACACCCAAGGGGGUGGAGACACCAGCCAUGAAAGCUAGGGUGACAAGUGUGUGGAUUUUGUUGUUCUUUACUUUUAAAAACAGACCACAAAUCCACUUUUAGUCUCGUGUGGUUCUCACAGGUCGUUCAUCAGAGUGUACAGGUGUGUAAACACACAAGUGUGGAGCACUUCCUUGUUUGCUGAUGUUUAAGGAACUGCUUAGAAGAUAGGAGCCGCCAUAAACAGGGUGUGGAGGCACACACUCCCAUAAUCUCAGCACUUGUGAGACAAGGCAGAACACCAGGUACUCUUCAGGCAUAGUGUGAGGCCCAGCCUGGGGUACAUGAAACCCUGCCUCAAAAAAUGAUAUUUUUCUUGCACUGAUAUUCUGGCACUUCCAUAGAUUCAAAGUCUCAGUUCCAUUUGUAAGGAGCUCCAUGCAAGUUCCAUUCAAGUUCACUCAACUGCAGUGCACCCAAACAUUUAUCUUCUCCAUGUCCUGUUAGAACAUGCUAUAUUAGUUACCAGGAGUUCUAAUAGCGAGGAAUAUAAAAUUCUCUUGUAUUGAUUUUUAAGUCAGCAUACGAAGGAAGGGUUUUCACUUUGCCAUGUUUACAUGCAUGUGCCAUUAUACUUUGCUCUAAUCCACCUGUCACCCCAAUUGCCCUUCCCCAUGGAACCAUGGAACCCCAUGGGAACGCUGAUUCCCAUUCUUUCUGUUCAAAGAAAUUGCUAAGGCAAGCCUGACAGGAGGUAAUACUUAUACAGAAAAGAAAUUCCUUGCUGUUAUUUCAAACAUUUCCCUAAUACAUUUUGGGUGUAGUUCAGAUGUUUCAGAAGACAGAAAGAGAAAUGUCCUACUUCUGUUUGUGACAGUGCUUUGCUAUGUAGCCCAGGCUGUCCUCAAACUCAUGCAAGCACCCUGCCUCAGCCUAUCAAGUGCUGGGAUUUCACCAUCAUGUCUGAAGUAGGAAAGCUCCUCGACAGGAAUGUGUCAGAGUGAGGUGACUGCACCACUCGGAUUGGACUGUGGAGAAAACUAUGAUAUGUGGGAAGCACAAAUCGUAGUAGGCAUUGGAUUUAUUUCCAAUCUACAUAAAGUCGGCAGCCUGAGACAGAAGAUUUAGGUUCAGUUGUUCUCAUCCGUCGGAUGAGAAGGCCUGAUUGUCUAAUUGCUUAGGUCCUUAACAAUUCUGAAAGUCAAGUGAGUAUCUUGGUAGAAGGACCUUUGAUGCAUUGUUUACUGUUGCUCAUCACAUAGCUAUCAGAUUACAUUUUGGAGUGGAUGAGGUCAUGAGUGCCAUGAAAUGGCUUCACGAAAGGUCCCGAAAGGAAUUUCUAAGUGGCGGGUUUUGUGCUAUGUGGAGCGAAGGUUGAUGUAAAGAUAAAAAUAUUAGUGGAUUUAAGGAAGUGGCGGAUGAAUGUGCCUGUCGUUAUGCAACUGCUGUUCCUGACCGCUUACUUGGUUACAGAAAACAAGCAAGCAAAGUGUACACAAGGGCGGAUUCUAGGCUGUUCAGGCGAAGUUAGGAGGCUGACUCACCUCUCCUUAACCCGUGCCUUAUAAGCAUGGCCACGGAGCGGACCAGCACCUGCUCCUUCCUGCCAUACUCACACAAGGUAAAACAGAAGGGAACUCAAAGGAGUCCAGAUCAUCAUCGAGUUUAUCUAGGAUAUUUUUUAAUUAAAAAAAAAAUCUUGAGUGUUGAAAUCACCUUGGCUUUUAAAAAGUGAUAAUUUUGCUUUAUUUUCCUUCUCAGCUCUUCCUCUCAUCAUUAUGAUGCUAUCUUUCACAGAAUAAAAAUGAACUCCGAGGAUGCAAGUGGCGUCUUACCUUAAAAAGUUUAAAAUGAUUUUUUUUUAAAGAAGUUCCAGUAAGUUCUACAAGUGGCAGGAGUGGCCGGAUACUAAUCUGUUCAACUAUGCACCAAAGAAAAGGCUGACUGCUUUCCAAAGUUUGAUUGCUAGCUAGGUGUGGGUGCCUCAGGCCUGCAACCCAAGACUCUGAGGGAUGAAGAAAAGGCCAGCCUGAGCUACAAGUGAGAUCUGUCUCAGAAAAACAUCAACAAAAGUUUCACUGUUCACUCAUCUAAAAUUGAUUUUGUGUUAAGUCCCUUAAGUUAUUAAAUGUAAUUAUUGACACCCACAAGUUAUUUGUAGAAUCUUAAAAGAAUAAUGUCAGGCCAGGGGAGUCUGAUCCUUAUUAUGUUCAAAUGUAUCAUAGUGUUUGAGUCAUGCUACAGUAGGCUACUUUAAGAAGGGGGGGAUUUAACAGAAAAUAUGUUAUUUUCUAUUCUUUUCUGCCACGUUCUUUUGUAAAUGCUAGGCUUUGGCUCCCUGAGUUGAUUCACAUCACACUAUUUGCUAAAACUCUUUUCAAAGGAAGCAGAUGCUUUAGAUAUUAUUAUAAAGUGUGCUUGUCCUCAGCUUUACAGCACCAAAUCCAGCAUUUGUAUUGAGCUAUCAGAAAGUAUUCUAUGCAACAAAAGGGCUGCCCAUUCUGUUCACAAGGGCACGAGCAUCCUUAUCAGACAGUGAUGCUUCAGCAAGUCAAACUGUGAAGAUAACUUUGAAAGGCAAAUCAGCACCAGGUCCACUGCAGUAUUUUCCUCUAGUUGACUAGGAAACGAUACAGUUCCAUCACUGACAUUCAGCCACCCCAAGGUCUGGCUCUUCUGGUUGGGAAGAUUUCAAUAACUAUCGUUUUAACAAGAAUAAAAUGAGGUGGGUCUCAUUCUCUAAACAACAGUGCUUAUACAGAAGAGCUGCGGCUUUGAAAGGUAUGCCACAUUUGCUGCAAGACCUAUUUCAAUCACCGGCAGCCACACAGUGUUUCACUAAACCUGCUCCAAUAGUUGAGCAUGCCAGUCAGAGACAUUAAUUCUGCGUUUCCUCCCAUUGAGUCUAAGCAUCAUAUCAAUGCUUGGAGCAGAUGAUUUAACUCUUGAAUGUGAUGGCCGCACAGAUUCUAGUCCCUUUGAUUUUGAGGUCUUAUGACUGGCAGCAUCAUGCACCUGGGAGAGCAUGAGCUUAAUCAUAAAUAUGUAUGUGCAUUAAUGACUUAAAACUUUGGAUAAAAAAAUCAUAUCAAGUAGGGACAGUUAUAGAAAGGAGGAGUGGCAAGAAUGUUUGUUUCCUAAGAAAAGGUAGAUUUUUCACACUUGGUUUCUAUUCAACGUAGAAGUGAAUGCUGCUGGAUUCAUACUUUACUACUAAAUUGUCAUUUAUAAUUGUCUCUGUCCCCAAAGGCUGCGUGUGAGCUACUCAGACUGAAAAUCCAAAUGAUGUUAGUAAUAAAUGUAACUUGAAAAUCAA